AUGGCGUCGACACAGCAGACAGUCCUCAUCACGGGGUGCAGCGAAGGCGGCAUCGGCGAUGCGCUCUGCCUCGAGUUCCACCGCCGUGGUCUUCGUGUCUUUGCAACAGCCCGCAACCUCAACAAGAUCCAGCAUCUCGCGGACAUGGGGAUUGAGACCAUUGCCCUUGAUGUCGUCGACAGCAGCUCGAUUGAUGCCGCCGUACAGACGGUCACUAAGCUCACCGGCGGCACCCUCGACUACCUGGUCAACAACUCAGGUAUCGGCUACCAGAUGCCGCUCCUCGACGUGGACAUGGAAACAGCCCGCAAGCUCUUUGACGUCAACUUGUGGGGUGUGUUGGCCGUCAGCCAGCGCUUCGUCCCGCUGCUCGCCGCCUGUGCCGAUCGUGGUGGCAAGCCUCGCAUCCUCAACAUUGGCUCCGUGGUGAGCCGCGCCAAUGUCCCGUGGCAGGGCAUCUACAACGCCAGCAAGGCGGCGCUGUCCAUGCUCAACGACACGCUCCGCGUCGAGCUGCUGCCCUUCAACAUUGGCGUCCUUCACGUCGUCACGGGCGGCAUCAAGACCAAGUUCUACGCCAACGCCGAGGGCUGCAAGCUACCCUCCGACAGCAUGUACGCCCCGGUUCGUGAGGUCAUGGAGUCCGGCGUGACGGGCAAGCACGCGAGCUCCAUGCAGGACUACACGGCGGAGAAGUACGCGCGCGAGGUCGUCAGCAACACGAUGAGCUGGUGGCCGCGCAAGAACAUCUGGCUCGGGAGCAGCGCGGCCAUAACCUGGGCGGGUUACACCCUGCUCUCGGCAACGUGGACCGACUGGCUCAUAGGACAUCGCAACCACCAAUACACGACUGGAUACAGACGACUUUCACCUUUCAACCUCUGGGUUCGACUUUCUCGGGAAGGCUUUUCUUUGUCUCUCUAACUUCUGCGACACGGCGCCGGAGGGUUGUGAUCCUGUUCUGCUCAUUUGCACCAUGAUACCACAUGUAGUAAUCAUACAUCUGCUUUGCACGGCUAAACCUAUCGAUCCUCGCCGUGCUCGUAGCAUCGACAAGCAGGAUGCAGAUCCAUCCGCUUGUACAAUCUCAUUGCUGGGCAAAUAAACAGUCUGAGGGGGUUCUUAUUCUAAAAACCAACGUGAUAGUACACUACUCAUACACGGUAGUAACCGUGACCAAUCCACGGGACGGUCAUCUUAUCUCCCCGGCUCUGCUCCUCCAUGCUGAUGAUGAUACCCGCCUGCCCGCUCUUGGCCGCUGCUGCCCGAUGGCGGCGACGGCGAGAGGAAGCGGGACUGAUACCAGCGCCACCCGGCCUGGACCCAGAACACGGUCUCGAUGGUGCCGAGGAUGCCCACGAUGAGGAGCACCGCCAGGCGCGUGGUGCGGGUCAGGCCGAGGUC
Messenger RNA from Microdochium trichocladiopsis, 1404 nucleotides. RefSeq lists its product as uncharacterized. Lineage: Eukaryota; Fungi; Ascomycota; Sordariomycetes; Xylariales; Microdochiaceae. The transcript is spliced from 2 exons. The record is from RefSeq and is a predicted model, not a curated record. Gene Ontology annotation, biological process: triglyceride catabolic process; phosphatidic acid biosynthetic process. Gene Ontology annotation, molecular function: triacylglycerol lipase activity; acylglycerone-phosphate reductase (NADP+) activity. Gene Ontology annotation, cellular component: endoplasmic reticulum; lipid droplet. The coding region runs from base 1 to 924 and encodes 307 amino acids.